GAGAAACACUGCUCUGGUCCACCAAGAUGACAAGAGUUUUCACAGCAAGAACUUCCAUGGUGACGGGAGUUCUUCUUGUGGUCUUUUAUCUUUGUUUUACUCAAGAUUUCACUUGGAAACAUGUGCUCAGACAAGUCAAGGUGGAGAAAUAUGGAAGUCCAACAAAGCCAUCCAACAGAAGUUCUCCUGAUAAUUUCAACUGGUCAAAGUGUCAAAAAAACAUGUCCGCUGCCAAUGUGACAAACUUCAACUUACUUCCCGGUAAUAUACAGGACUUCCUGUACUACUGCCACUGUCGACAUUUUCCGAUGCUCCUGGACAUUCCGGAUAAAUGUGGAGGGGCAAAUGGAUCUGCAGAUGUCUUCCUCCUUCUAGUCAUUAAAAGUUCUCCAGGGAACUAUGACCGCAGAGAGGUGCUGCGCAACACCUGGGCCAAGGAGAGAUUGCAGAAUGGUGUGUGGAUCCGAAGGCUCUUCAUCUCAGGAACAACGUCGUCCGGCUUUGAGAAGAAGAGACUGAACAAACUCCUUGAACUGGAGCAACGUGAGAACAAUGACAUUCUCCAGUGGGACUUCAGUGACACAUUUUACAACCUCACCUUGAAACAAAUACUCUUCCUCGAAUGGAUGGACAGAAACUGUCCUCAUGUACACUUCCUGUUCAACGGCGAUGACGAUGUCUUCACCAACACAGACAACAUGGUUGAGUAUCUCCAAAACCUUAAGGACAACAAUGGAAGCAAGCAUCUCUUUACUGGCCAUCUGAUCCAGUAUGCAGGACCCAUUCGGAUUCCAGGGAGUAAAUAUUUCAUUCCAGUGCAGGUACAUGAGUCAGACUCAUACCCUCCUUACUGUGGUGGCGGGGGCUUCAUUUUCUCCGGCUACACAGCUUUCAUCAUAUACAACAUGUCGCACCACAUCCCCUUUCUUCCUAUUGAUGAUGUUUACAUUGGAAUGUGCUUGGCCAAGGCAGGACUUCGUCCUGAACACCAUCUUGGAGUAAGGACAGCAGGACUUCACAUUCCUGGCAGCAACAUUGAUUAUUAUGAUCCUUGUUACUUUAGAGACAUGCUUCUUGUGCAUCGAUUCCUCCCAGCCAAUAUGUAUUUUAUGUGGCACAGAUUACAGGACCCUGAUCUGAACUGCUCUGACAGUACAAAAUCUAACUGGCUUUAAAAAUAGC
Molecule: messenger RNA, 1182 nt
Organism: Melanotaenia boesemani (Boeseman's rainbowfish)
Lineage: Eukaryota; Metazoa; Chordata; Actinopteri; Atheriniformes; Melanotaeniidae
Product: N-acetyllactosaminide beta-1,3-N-acetylglucosaminyltransferase 3-like
Exons: 2
Coding region: 27-1175 (382 amino acids)
Cellular component (GO): membrane
Molecular function (GO): hexosyltransferase activity
Source: RefSeq, a predicted model, not a curated record